UUGUUUAUAUUGAUUUGCUUUUCUGAACUUUUUCGCCGAGACGUUCGACGAAACAAAGGAAAAACCGGGAAGAAAUUCGAACUUCUUCGGCGGUAACAAUGGCAAUAUGAUUGUUUAAGGUCGAUGAUGGGUUGCCUGGCUCUGAGUUAUUGUUGAUCUCACUUGAAUUUUUCUGGGACCAUCAUUUUCACAUUGGCAUGGGAUUCGAUCAAAGUGUUGCUGAACCACUCGACCAUAUAGAUCAAACUCAUGUAGCAUGGAAAAUUACUGUGCACUCCCUAUCUGAUCUAUCUUAUAUAUCUCCUGUUGUAUUCUUAUACCUCCUAAAAGAAUGUUAUAUUCGUGGCACAUUGAAAGCAACUAAGAAGUUUCGAUUUCUUCAGCAACAAGUUCAUCUAGUACUUCAUAAUGGUCCCCGACCUGGACCAGCUACCUUUGUUAUUCAUUGCCUAUAUGUCUUGCCUAUAUUUGGAUUAUAUAGUGAAGGAUUCAGUCACUUGAUUACAUCAGCUCUCCAACGUUUUCUGAAAGUAGUGACAACCCUAGCAGACCUUGACAAGGCAAAGAACCUAGCUGCUCAGUUAUUUAUGGAUAUUGUUGGAGGAUUCAUUGAGCACGAUGACAGGAUAGUUGUGAAGAUUUUACAGGUAUAUGAUGUUCAAUUGACCAACAUCGAGAAAGUUCUGUUUAAAUCUAAGGCAAGAAAUAGGUGUUCCUCUGACUCAGCCAAAGACUUUGUUGAACAAUAUGUUUCCGAGUUAAUAGGAACUCAGGCUUACGCGACAGCAGUUGAUGUAUUAGAGCAUUUCUCUAUUCACCAAUCUGGGCAGUCUCUUCUCUAUAGCAUGUUGCAGAACAAUGAAUUUAAAGCAGCUGAGAAAUGGGCCACAUUCAUGGGAAAGCCAAUGUUACGUCUGCUUGUCCAGGAGUUGAUAAAUAGAAACAAGCUAAAAAGUGCAUAUGGCAUUAUAAAGAAAAAUGAUUUUCAGAAGGAAUUCCCCGAUGUCUAUCAGAAGUGUAAAGAGAGCUCCUUGAAGAAUUUAGCCGAAAAAGGAUGCUGGGAUGUUGCUGAGGCAAAAACAAACAGCAAUAGACAAUUUCUUGAAUAUUUGGUCUACUUGGCAUUGGAGGCUGGUUAUUUUGAAAAGGUCGAUGAACUUUGCAAUAGGUACUCCCUUACAGGUUUUUUGAAUAUCAAAGAACGUGAGGGAGGUUAUGGACAGAAGUCACAGAACCACUAUCUGAAUCUUAAUCAACUAAUUGUUGGGGACAUAUUGUGGGUUGAUAAUGCUGAUGCUUUACGACAUGCGACAUGCCAUCUCGAGGAGUGUAAAGUUGUUGGUAUUGAUUGUGAGUGGAAACCAAACUAUAUAAAGGGCAAGAAACCAAAUAAGGUAUCUAUUAUGCAAAUUGCUUCCGAGGAAAUGGCUUUCAUCUUUGAUUUGAUCAAGUUAUAUGAUGAUAUCCCCGACAUUCUAGACAAUUGCCUGACUCGCAUCUUGCAGUCUUCUAGUAUUUUGAAGCUCGGCUACAAUUUUCUAUGCGAUGUAAAGCAACUAUCCCAUUCGUAUGAAUCAUUGCAAUGUUUCAAACACUAUGAGAUGUUACUGGACAUUCAGAAUGUAUUUGAUCAUAGUGGAGGUCUAUCUGGGCUUGCAAAGAAAGUAUUGGGAGCUGGAUUGAACAAGACAAGAAGAAAUAGUGACUGGGAACAGCGGCCCUUAACGGUGAAUCAGCUAGAAAAUGCGGCUCUUGAUGCUGUGGUGCUUGUCCAUAUCUUCCGACAUGUCCGAGAUCAAUCACAGCCGUCUACGACAACGGAGGGGCAAACACGACCUGAGUGGAAAUCCUUUAUUGUCUCCCACAUGGACAACACCUUGAAACUAAAGAAGAAGAAAGACAGGAGCAAAAAGGAACCAGAAGUUGUAACCAACUUGUAAUAUCAAUUAAUCAUGUUAGGAUCCGUAUGGUACAUUUCUGCCUUUGUGUAAAUAUUCAUUAAAUCAAAAUUAUAUGUUGAUCUUCAGUGGUCUUCCAUGGAAA
Benincasa hispida (wax gourd) is the source of this 2043-nucleotide messenger RNA. The record is from RefSeq and is a predicted model, not a curated record. Lineage: Eukaryota; Viridiplantae; Streptophyta; Magnoliopsida; Cucurbitales; Cucurbitaceae.